AUGAAUAUCGUGAAAUUACAAAGAAAAUUCCCCAUCUUAUCCCAAGAAGAUCUAUUCAACACAAUAGAAAGAUUCAGAUCCAUCGAUUUGGAUGAUAAAGGUUGGGUCGAGAAGCAACAAGCUCUAGAAGCUGUUCAAAAAACCGGUGAGGCCUCUUACGAUGAAGCCAGAGAAACGUUGAAAAGAGUCAACGUAGAUGCAUCAGGUCAUGUCGAAUUGGAUGAUUAUGUGGAAUUGAUCGCUAAAUUAAAAGAAUCGAAAUCUGAACCUGUACCACAAACUAGUUUCAGCGUAGAUAAUUCUACGGCAAAUGCUAUCCCUGUACAACCUACUCCUAUGGGGUUGAAACAUGAAGGUGAAGGGGCAAGAGCAAGGAUUAUCGUUGGCGGGUCCACUACGGGGACCACUCAUACUAUUAAUGAGGAAGAGAGAAGGGAAUUUACUAAACAUAUUAAUCAGGUCUUAGCAGGUGACGAAGAUAUCGGAUAUAUGUUACCAUUCCCUGAGGAUACUUUCCAAUUAUUUGAUGAAUGUAAAGAUGGGUUGGUUUUGUCUAAAUUAAUUAAUGAUUCUGUCCCAGAUACUAUUGAUACAAGAGUAUUGAAUAUGCCUAAGAACAAUAAAAGAUUGAACAAUUUCCAAGCAAGUGAAAAUGCUAAUAUAGUUAUUAACUCAGCAAAGGCUAUCGGAUGUGUUGUUGUUAAUGUCCACUCUGAAGAUAUUAUUGAAGGUAAAGAACAUUUAAUCCUGGGUUUAAUUUGGCAAAUCAUUAGAAGAGGUCUUUUAAGUAAGAUUGAUAUUAAACUACAUCCUGAAUUAUAUCGUUUAUUGGAAGAUGAUGAAACUUUAGAACAAUUCUUAAGAUUACCACCUGAACAAAUCUUAUUACGUUGGUUUAAUUAUCAUUUGAAACAAGCUAAUUGGGGUAGACGUGUAACUAAUUUUUCCAAAGACGUCUCAGAUGGUGAAAAUUAUACCAUUUUGUUAAAUCAGUUAGCACCAACAUUAUGUUCGAAGGAUCCAUUACAAACUACUGAUCUGUUACAAAGAGCUGAACAAAUCUUAGUCAACGCGGAAAAAUUAGAAUGUAGAAAAUAUUUAACUCCAAGAGCUCUUGUCGCAGGAAAUCCAAAAUUGAAUUUGGCCUUCGUAGCUCAUUUAUUUAACACUCACCCAGGUUUGGAACCAAUUGAAGAAGAAGAACAACCUGAGAUUGAAGAAUUCGAUGCAGAAGGUGAAAGAGAAGCAAGAGUCUUCACUUUAUGGUUGAAUUCAUUAGAUGUUGACCCACCUGUAGUUUCAUUAUUCGAAGAUUUGAAAGAUGGGUUGAUCUUAAUGCAAGCUUAUAAUAAAGUUAUGCCAAAUACUGUUGAUUUCAAACAUGUUAAUAAAAAACCAACUUCUGGCGUUGAACUUUCAAGAUUUAAAGCCUUAGAGAAUACUAAUUAUGCUGUGGAAUUGGGUAAACAUAAUGGAUUUUCACUAGUGGGAAUUGAAGGCUCUGAUAUAUUAGAUGGUAAUAAAUUAUUAACAUUAGGUUUAGUAUGGCAACUAAUGCGUAGAAAUAUUACAAAUACAAUGAAACAUUUAUCAUCCACAGGUAGAGAUAUGAGUGAUUCUCAAAUCUUAAAAUGGGCUCAAGAUCAAGUUGCAAAAGGCGGUAGAAGUUCUACAAUUCGUUCAUUCAAAGAUCCAUCUCUUUCAAAUGCUCACUUCUUAUUGGACGUAUUAAAUGGUAUUGCUCCAGGUUAUGUCAAUUAUGAUCUGGUUGCCCCAGGUAACAAUGAAGAGGAAAGAUACGCUAAUGCAAGAUUAGCUAUCUCAAUUGCAAGAAAGUUAGGUGCGUUGAUUUGGUUAGUACCUGAAGAUAUCAAUGAAGUUCGUGCAAGGUUAAUCUUAACAUUCGUUGCCUCAUUAAUGUCUAUUCAAAAGAACUGA
Molecule: messenger RNA, 1938 nt
Organism: Naumovozyma dairenensis CBS 421
Lineage: Eukaryota; Fungi; Ascomycota; Saccharomycetes; Saccharomycetales; Saccharomycetaceae
Gene: SAC6
Product: fimbrin
Exons: 1
Coding region: 1-1938 (645 amino acids)
Biological process (GO): actin filament network formation; actin filament bundle assembly
Cellular component (GO): actin filament; cytoplasm; actin filament bundle
Molecular function (GO): calcium ion binding; actin filament binding
Source: RefSeq, a predicted model, not a curated record